This is a messenger RNA of Cuscuta epithymum, 1191 nucleotides long. Lineage: Eukaryota; Viridiplantae; Streptophyta; Magnoliopsida; Solanales; Convolvulaceae. The record is from the annotation of a GenBank genome assembly.
AAGCUUUUGACUAAAUGUUCCAAUGUGACCUCGGGGAUGGAGGAGGGGGAUAUAAGACUAUGAGCUCCAAGAUGGGACAGGUGCCAGACAAAAUGAUCGAGACCUUGCUACAUUCUUCCUCCCAAAUUUGCUACGGGUACCCCAUACUUACCCCAUUUCCUACCCCAUAUAAAUACCCUCCCAAAAAUUUACCCCCACUCCCUCAUCUUCCUUCCCCCUUAUCUCCCUUUCAUCUCCCUCUUUUCCAGCCAGCCCCUCUCCCUUUCAUCUCCCUUUCAUUUCCCUCAAUUAAUCCCCCAUGCUUAGUUCCGGCGAACACCCAAGCACCUCCGGUGGGAAGUCGGAAAACCCAGCCGGACACCACCCAAACCCCCGUCAGGCGUCAGGCCCCGGCGACCCCCAGCGGCAGCGACAAGGUAGCAGGAGCGAAGAUCUAACAGUAGUCGGACUACGUAACGGUAGGCGGAACUGAUGCCCGGCAAGCCGGUCAUCUUCUCCGGCGACACCUGACCGUUGUCCCAGUAAUUUCAGUGUCGGCCGGAUUUAAAACCUUCCACACCUUCUCCACCAACCUGUAAUUUCAGUUCAAAACCUUCAAAUUCCAGCGACCAUAACUUUGAAACAUACCUGUGAUAGUUCAGAUCUAUUAGCUUUGGUUCAGAUCUGUUAGCUUCAAAUUCUAGUGAAAAGAGUUGUCUGGCAUUCCAUUUGAUUUGUCUGUAAUGUGAAAAUAGUUGUCUGUCUGGUGAAAUUAUGAAGUACUUGUGUAUAUUUAGACUACUCUGUGAUGAUAUUGCGAUGUCUGUCAUGGUAUUUUGAAUAUUAUGUAAUUGGUUUGGAGUUGUCUGUCAAUUUAUUUUGAAUUGUUUAAAAUUGUUUUAUAGUUGUCUGUCAUGUGAAAGUAGUUGUCUGGCAAGGCAUAUUAGUUGUCUGGUACGUUAAAUCCAAUUGUUUAAAAUUGGUUUGUAGUUGUCUGUCAUGUGAAAGUAGUUGUCUGGCAAGACAUUUGAAUUGUCUGUCAGUUUAUUUUAAAUUGUAGAAAAUAGUUUUGUAGUUGUCUGUCAGGUAAAAUUAGUUCUCAGGCAACCCAUUUGAAUUGUCUUGCACGUUGUUUGGAAUUCAUUAAAAUUGGGUUGUAGUUUUCUGUCAUGGGAAUUGAAUUCUUUAUCAAUGUAUUGCAACAAAUUGUUU